Molecule: messenger RNA, 1630 nt
Organism: Gracilinanus agilis (Agile Gracile Mouse Opossum)
Lineage: Eukaryota; Metazoa; Chordata; Mammalia; Didelphimorphia; Didelphidae
Gene: PTPRE
Product: protein tyrosine phosphatase receptor type E
Exons: 10
Coding region: 1-1338 (445 amino acids)
Biological process (GO): protein dephosphorylation
Molecular function (GO): protein tyrosine phosphatase activity
Source: RefSeq, a predicted model, not a curated record
AUGUCCCAGCCGUGCCAAGGGGCUUCCCACACAUGCCAGGGCCUCUGUCCCUGCCGCCCACUGGGCUCAGCCUUGGUCUCCUGGUCUUCUCAGCAGCUCCACGAUGGCUGCAAAGCCCCGCGGCUGGUGACCCAGCUCCACUUUACCAGCUGGCCCGACUUCGGGGUGCCCUUCACCCCCAUCGGGAUGCUGAAGUUUCUGAAGAAAGUGAAGACCCUGAACCCUUCCCACAUGGGGCCCAUCAUCGUUCACUGCAGCGCCGGUGUGGGCCGGACGGGCACGUUCAUCGUCAUCGAUGCCAUCAUCGACAUGAUGCACGCGGAGCAGAAGGUCGACGUGUUUGAGUUCGUUUCCCGGAUCCGCACGCAGCGGCCGCAGAUGGUUCAAACGGAUAUGCAGUACACGUUCAUCUACCAAGCCUUACUCGAAUACUACCUCUACGGGGACACGGAGCUGGACGUGGCCUCCCUGGAGAAGCACCUGCAGGCCCUGCACAGCCCCUCGGCCCCCUUGGACAAGAUUGGCCUGGAAGAGGAGUUCAGGAAGCUGACCAACGUCCGAAUCAUGAAAGAAAACAUGAGGACGGGCAACUUGCCGGCCAACAUGAAGAAAGCGCGCGUCAUCCAGAUCAUCCCGUAUGACUUCAACAGAGUCAUCCUGUCGAUGAAGAGAGGCCAAGAGUACACGGACUACAUCAACGCCUCCUUCAUAGACGGAUAUCGGCAGAAAGACUACUUCAUCGCGACCCAAGGACCGCUUCCGCACACGGUGGAAGACUUCUGGAGGAUGGUCUGGGAGUGGAAAUGCCACACGAUCGUGAUGCUGACGGAGGUCCAAGAGCGGGAACAGGAAAAAUGCUUUCAGUAUUGGCCAGCAGAUGGCUCAGUGACGCACGGAGAGAUCCACAUUGAAAUUAAGAGCGACACCAUUUCCGAGGCCAUCAGCAUCCGGGAUUUCCUGGUGACGUUUAGUCAGGAGAAGAAGAGCAGGCUGGUCAGGCAGUUUCACUUUCACGGCUGGCCUGAGAUUGGGAUUCCGGCCGAAGGGAAGGGCAUGAUUGACCUCAUUGCCGCCGUCCAGAAGCAGCAGCAGCAGACGGGCAACCAUCCCAUCACGGUGCAUUGCAGUGCCGGAGCAGGGCGGACAGGUACGUUCAUAGCGCUCAGCAACAUCCUGGAGCGGGUCAAAGCCGAGGGCCUCCUGGACGUCUUUCAGGCUGUGAAGAGUUUGAGAUUGCAGAGGCCUCAUAUGGUGCAAACGCUGGAACAGUAUGAAUUCUGCUACAAAGUGGUACAAGAUUUCAUCGAUAUAUUUUCCGAUUACGCUAACUUCAAAUGAAGAUCCUGCCUUAAAAACUUUCUCUCGUUCGAUGGUCAGCACACGUGUCUGUAAAUCUUGUUAAUUUAUUUCACACUCGCAUUAACAUGGUCUCUAGUUGCUGUGUAUAUACUUUGUUCCCCGUCCGUGUCACGUGCUCUAAAGGAAGGCGAUUCCAUCCAAGGCUUCUUUGAUUUAAUUGGCGCGGCGAGUCCCAGCGCAAACGCCCUUCAGCCGCCCGUGAGUGUCCAGACGUGCCCGCGGCCGUGACGCGUCCCUUGUCCAUGGCUGGCUCGUGGGAGCCCGAGAGACC